AGUCAGGGUUUUGCGUUACUGGUAUCCAUGGAAACCGGAUACACGUCUACGGUUGGCGUCAGUGGCUACAGCGGCUGUUUUACUUCUGAUAAGUUCUAGAUUAAUUUUUGUUGUUUACUUUCACUGAAAAGCUCAAAAUAAAAUCGCAACCGAAGAAGAGUUCAGAGAUGAGCUGUGAAGACGGAAAUCAAGAUGAGACAAACGCAGGAAAUGUGUUUCAUUCAGAAGAAGAAAUUUGUGGUAAAAGCGCCACUGUGGAAGAAGUUGAGAGAUCUGGAAAUGUACCAGAAAACAUCUCCGAAGAGAAAUGUUCAUCUAGUCCCAGAAUCACAAAGAAGCUUUUAAAGGAUGUCUGCAAGCAGAACAAGCAGUACAUGGUCCCAGAAUUAAACGACUCGCUUUAUCUUCAUUAUAAAGGUUUUUCUGUAAUCGAGGGUCUGGAGGAAUACACAGGUCUGCACAGUCUCUGGCUUCAGUGCAACAGGAUCCAGAAAAUUGAGAACCUGCACAAUCAGACAGAUCUGCGCUGCCUUUACCUGAACGAGAACCUCAUUCAGACACUCGAGAACCUAGAACCACUUUCCAAACUCAGAAUACUAAACGUGUCACACAACUACAUCAGUGUUAUCCAGAACAUCUCCUGUCUGAGUGAGCUGUCCACACUAGAGAUUGCCCAUAAUGCAAUAGAGAAUGUGAGCGAUAUGCAGGAGCUGUGUCACUGUCCCUCCAUCAGUGUUCUGGACUUGUCACAUAACCGCCUCAAUGACCCAGAAGUCCUCACUGUACUGGAGAAGAUGCCCAAUUUGAGAGUGCUAUACCUCACGGGUAACGGUGUUAUCAAGAAUAUUCCGAACUAUAGGAAGUCACUAAUCGUUCGCCUGAAGGAGCUCACGUACCUUGACGAGCGUCCCGUGUUUCCUAAGGAGAGAGCCUGUGCAGAGGCUUGGGCCGUGGCUGGUUUGGAAGGAGAACAUAAAGAAAGGGAUUUAUGGCAAAUGAGAGAGAGGAGGAAGAUUGAGGAGAGUCUGGAAUACAUGAGACUUAUCAAAGAAACUGCACUGAACGAAAGACAUGCUCGAGAGCAGCAAGAGGAGAACGGAUGCUCUGAGCCUAUAGAAGAUCAAAACCUGUCCGGCGAAGCCCUCAAGCAAACUGAGCAAGAGGAGAAUGAAUGGAAGGAUCUUCCUGAUCUGGAUGAUCUGGACACCGUCGACACAGCACCUCGGACGUUCCGUCCGAUUAUCGAGGUCGUCUCAGAUAGCGACAGUGACUCAGAACCGGAAGAAAUUUCUCCCGACUUCUCACUCUUUGGUAAAGUUCCUCCCAAAAAUACACCCAUCAGAGAUGAGAGUCUGAUUUUCACCAAUCAGGGAGCAGAAGCGACGGAUCCCAAAGCAGACGACGAGCAACAGAUGACAGAAGGAAUGCAAAACAAAUGCCUGAUCGAGGAGCUGAACUGAUGUUUGUAACCAAAGUGAUUUUUUUGUAAUUUUUAAAGGUAAAAAUUAUGUUUCUAUAGAACUGAAAGAUAAAAGAUAAAUUUUUAUACAUUUUUUUAUGGACUGACAGUCACUGCUCUACACUGAGUUUAAAAAAAUAAAUAAUUGUCACAUUAUAGGACUCUAAUAAACACUGACUUAUGAGGAAAUUAAUGAAUAAAACAAUACCGAAUCUUA
Tachysurus fulvidraco (yellow catfish) is the source of this 1676-nucleotide messenger RNA. It is a transcript of the gene dnaaf1, whose product is annotated as dynein axonemal assembly factor 1. NCBI's taxonomy places the organism in Eukaryota, Metazoa, Chordata, Actinopteri, Siluriformes, Bagridae. The record is from RefSeq and is a predicted model, not a curated record. Gene Ontology annotation, molecular function: protein binding. The transcript is spliced from 10 exons. Bases 168 to 1460 code for a protein of 430 amino acids.